Molecule: messenger RNA, 1053 nt
Organism: Closterium sp. Naga37s-1
Lineage: Eukaryota; Viridiplantae; Streptophyta; Zygnematophyceae; Desmidiales; Closteriaceae
Source: the annotation of a GenBank genome assembly
AUGGCAGCAGCGUCGUCAGGGACUCUCAUGUUCCUAAACGGCCUGUCGAAUGGCGGCGCCAGCCACGCCGCCAUUCGCGGCCCGCGCUUCAGCACCUACGGCCGACGUGGCACGCCUGUCUCCGCCGCGUCGCGUGCGACACUAUCGAGAUUUCGACCCGAUUGCGACACGUGGCAAUCGGCCACCGCGCGACAUUGCGGGUGGUUCAGCGGGGAGAUUGGGGGACUAUGGGUAACCAGCGGAACUGGCGGGAUUGCCGGAGGAUUGCGGAGGCGCGCGAAACGGAAAGGGGGAGUAUCUGCAGCGGUAGGGGGUGCCGGUGGGGGGGGAGUGGUUGUGGUAGCGGCGGCGGGAGCGGAGCAAUCGCCUUAUGACGUGCUGGGAGUGCCUCGAGGCGCGUCUCAGAAGGAGAUUAAGUCCGCGUUCCGGCGGCUGGCCCUUAAGUACCACCCCGACGUGAAUAAAGCGCCCGACGCACAGCAGCGAUUUGUGCGCAUAAAGCAGGCGUAUCAGACCCUCACAGACCCCGAUGCUGCUGCCAACGCCAAGGCGCGGGCUGCCUCCCAGCGGCAGCAGCAGCAGUGGGCGCGGAGGAACACCAGUAGCAGCAGCAGCAGCAGCAGCAGCAGGGCGAGGGGAGGGUAUGGGGCGCAGUGGGAUGCGGAUUUCAGCGGUCCGUUUGAUCCCUUUGAUGCGUGGAAGGGGCCCACGAACAAGCCAGAUGACUUCUACAGCCUCGACGAUUUCUUCAAGGAUCUUCAGAAGGACUUUGAGGAGAAGCAGAAGGAGCGCGGCACUGGCAAGCCCAAGAGCCUGUGGGAGGAGCUGGCGGAUCUUGGAGAGGACUUAGUGGAUUUCCUGGAGAAGAAUGUACCGGAGCAGCAAGAGAAGCCCAACUACAGCAAGGAGUAUUUCUAUUCUGGAGCCAGCAGCCAACCAGAUGGCAGCAGCAGUGGCCCCGGCACCCAGCAUAGUGUGUGGAAGGAGAGGAUGAAGAGAGAGGAGAAGAUUGAUAGUGAGCUUCAAAAGCUGAAGCGGGAGAUGGGGCUGUGA